Micropterus salmoides (largemouth bass) is the source of this 2173-nucleotide messenger RNA. RefSeq lists its product as uncharacterized. The record is from RefSeq and is a predicted model, not a curated record. Gene Ontology annotation, molecular function: nuclear export signal receptor activity; zinc ion binding. Gene Ontology annotation, cellular component: nuclear envelope. NCBI's taxonomy places the organism in Eukaryota, Metazoa, Chordata, Actinopteri, Centrarchiformes, Centrarchidae.
UGGCGGUAAUGCUCCUAAAUUGCUGGCUGUCAACCGCCAAUCAAAUCAAAAGAAGAAGAAGAAGUUUCCGGUUGCAAUCCACUGUGAAAAAAAUCUGUACCCACUGGAAGGUGUUAAUAGUGAUGGACGAUGGUGAGGGAGAAAAGACGGGUGAAUCAGAGCCCGUACUUCAAACACAGCCGCUGUGUCGUUUCUUCUGUCAAGGAAGACACUGCAAUUUUGGGAAGAAAUGCAAAUUCCUACACAUAAGAGAUGAUGCCAAAGUUCAUGAGAAGAAAGCCAUCAGGACACCAAGCCAGUCAGAUGUUGAAUUUCAAAACUCAGAGGUCCUUGGAGAAAAUGUGGGACACAGGGAGAAUUGCACUCCCACUGGCAACUGCAGGGUUGCCCCAGCAGCCAGACGUCGCCCCUGUCGCUACUUUAUUUCAGGCCACUGCACCAUGGAAGACAGAUGUCGCUUCUGGCAUCCACCACAGUUGCCCCCAGUGGAUAACCAGCCUGUUCCUGGCAAUUACACAAAACCUGCACAGAGGAUACCACCGGUACCCUGUCCCAGCAUCCUCCAGCAGGUCAAGCUGUGUGACCUGACAGAGGAUGUCGGCAAGCAGCUUCGAGACACAGAGAUCAAGCAGUUGAAGAAGCGUUUUCCCAAAGACCAACUCAUUAUUCAGGAACGAAGUGAUGGGAAAGUUACUUAUUUCAGGGCGACUGUAGGGGCUACUGAUCCAGACUGGCCUUUUGAUCUGAAAGAAAUCGACAUCAUGGUGAGCUUCCCAGACAAUUACCCCCAGGAGAUCUUCACAUUGGACGUACCGUUGGACCAGGAUCUGCCACCAGUAAUGGCAAGACAUGUACAGGAAGCAUCAUUAGAGUGGCUUCAAGCCAAGCAUGCAACCAAUCAGCUUCUGGGAAAGGUAGAGCCUUUCCGGCCUUUUCUUCGCUGGCUAGAUCGUAGCUUGGAGAGACUGUUCACUGAGGGAGCCAGGCAGUUGAAAAAGGACGUUGAUUUAGAAAGAGCUGGAUUGCAGUUCAUACCAUACCAGGAGCUCCAGGCAACAGUGUGUGCCAGUGAUGAAGGAAAACUGAAAAAGACAGAAGGCGAGAAGACAAUAGAGGGAGGGGAGUUAGUGCAGCAGGAGCAUCCAGGAUGCGAUGAAGGGCAGCAGCAGCUGGGGGAGGAGGAAGCCAGUCAUCUGGUGGAGAACAUUAAGAUCAGCGAUCCCCGCAAAGGCACCGAGGUGAAGCUGCUGGGACUGAGGCUGGGAGAGAACACAGCCACCGUAGUGGCCCAGCAAAUCACGGUUUGUCUUCAAUGUAACAGGUGUAAGGUAACUGCAGACCUGACACUGACUGGAAGGACACCCUGCACAGCUCAGUGUGAAAAGUGCAGUGCAAGCAUCAAUGCUGCAUUCAGGCCCUGCAUGCUGCACCAUUACAGUGAUGUCCUGGGAUACCUGGACCUUCACAAUGCUGUACCUGCUGACCUUGUGCUUCAGGAGUGCGACCUCGUUGUGGGCUGCCUCAGCUGCUCCCAGGAUGGCCCUGCGCUGAACGUUUCCUAUGGUCAAGCGAAGGAGUUUAAUUGUGAACACUGCCACGGCAAGCUCAGUAUUUUUGCUGACAGCACAAUAUUCCAGUAUAUUCAGCCGCGUGCCAACACAACAGGUUCAAGUGCUUCUGCUGGUAUUUAUAAGACAAUAAGAGAUCCUGCUGUGCAAAAGGGGAAGCCACUGCGAAAAGGUGCAUGCAAACAUUUCAAACAGAGCCAUCGCUGGCUAAGGUUUCCCUGCUGUGGCCGGGCUUACCCCUGUGAUGUGUGUCAUGAUGAGGACCAGGACCACCCCAUGGAACUGGCCACCAGGAUGAUCUGUGGCCACUGCGCCAAAGAACAGCCGUACGGCAAUGGAAAACCUUGCAUCAGCUGUGGAAGCAUGAUGACGAGAGGAGCACGCACCUGCCACUGGGAGGGUGGACUGGGAUGCAGAAACAAAGUCAAAAUGAGCAGAAAUGAUCGACACAAAUAUGCCAACACCAACAAAACGGUUUCAAGGAAGGCAAGCAGUGACAAGAAGUAGUUGGUGAAGAAGAGCAUUAUUGCCUUAAUUUGUGAAGACAUUAUGUGAUUCUUGAUUUCAAUGAAAUUUUCCCCAAUAAAUCAUGUUAUGAUCUUUCA